Messenger RNA from Saprolegnia parasitica CBS 223.65, 858 nucleotides. RefSeq lists its product as hypothetical. Gene Ontology annotation, molecular function: cyclin-dependent protein serine/threonine kinase regulator activity. NCBI's taxonomy places the organism in Eukaryota, Oomycota, Saprolegniomycetes, Saprolegniales, Saprolegniaceae. The transcript is spliced from 2 exons. The coding region runs from base 1 to 858 and encodes 285 amino acids. Gene Ontology annotation, cellular component: nucleus; cytoplasm; cyclin-dependent protein kinase holoenzyme complex. Gene Ontology annotation, biological process: mitotic cell cycle phase transition; regulation of cyclin-dependent protein serine/threonine kinase activity. The record is from RefSeq and is a predicted model, not a curated record.
AUGCUCGAGCCGGACGCCGUGCGCCGCCACCUGCGGCUGCUGCUGGCCAAGGAGGACAGCCCGCGCCCGAGCGGCUACCUCGCGUCGGUGCAGACGCAAGGCAUGGUGGCGUCGUGGCGAAAGCGCAUGGUCGAAUGGAUGCUGCACACGGGCAAGGCCUUUGAGCUCAGCGCCGACACGGUCGAGUGCGCGAUCCACUGUAUGGACGUCUACUUGGCCGCGCUCUCGGUCGACAAGAUUGUGCUGCAACUCGUGUCCAUGGUCGCCAUGUACGUCGCGUCCAAGAUGCACGAGCCGCGCCCGAUCCUUAUGGAAGAGAUGGAGCUCCUUUGCCAGCACAAGUACCCGCGCAGCGAAAUCAUCCUCAUGGAGAAGCAGCUCCUCCACGUGCUCAAGUGGCGCCUCAACCCCGCGACGCCGAUUGCGUUUCUUCGGGACCUCCUCACCUUCGAGUCGGUGCCGUCCAUCCAAGCGCAUCUCGAAGAGGCGGCCAUGGAGCUCCUUGAAGAGUGCGCGAUCGACUACGAGUACCUCGUGUUCCCGAGCUCGGUCGUCGCUGCCGCCGCCCUUGAAGUCGUGUGCGCCACCCAAUUUGGCUGCGCGAGCCCCCUCGCCGCAUAUGCACUCGACACGCUCGGCGUCGACGCAGCUGCUUUCAAGGACUGCGUCGCCCGCAUGAUGACGCUGUACGCGCCUGCCGACGUCGAGCCCGAGCUCGCAACCCUCGUGUACGAGGCCAAGAACGACGUGGUGGCCGAGGAUUGCAAGCCUCGGAGUGCGAGCCCGACGUCCAUCGACAGCCCCGGGCGCGAGGCCGUCGCCGCGUCGCCCCGAAAGAAGCAGCGGGCGACUGCUUAG